Molecule: messenger RNA, 1426 nt
Organism: Effrenium voratum
Lineage: Eukaryota; Dinophyceae; Suessiales; Symbiodiniaceae
Source: the annotation of a GenBank genome assembly
AGAGGGACUUUGGUUCGCGCUGGGCCGCGACGUUCGCCCAACAUGGCAGAUGGUGGCGAUGUGCCGAUGGGAGGCGAUGACGCUCCCAAGACGGAAGCCAAGGGCAGCCUGGAUGAGAUUUGGGGCGAGGACGAUAUCCUCACGGAUGAGCUGAAGCGUGCGAGCCCGGACGAGAUCAACCAGCGUAUUCGUUUGCUGGAGAACGACAUCCGCGUGAUGAAAAGCGAGCAGCAACGGCUCAGCCACGAGAUGAAGACCAUCGAGGAGAAGACGAAGGACAACAAGGAGAAGAUCAAGCUCAACAGACAGCUGCCUCAUCUGGUCGCCAACGUGGCGGAGAUUUUGGAGCUGGAGCCAGACGAGGACGAGGAGGAUGGGGGGAUGCAGGACAUCGACACCACCCGGGAUGGGAAGAGCCUCGUAGUGAAGACCACCACCAGGCAAACCAUCUUCCUGCCGGUCGUCGGUCUUGUGGAGGCUGAAGAAUUGAAGCCAAACGACCUGGUAGGCGUCAACAAGGAUUCGUACCUGGUGCUGGACAAGCUGCCGCCAGAGUAUGACUCCCGAGUGAAAGCCAUGGAGGUGGACGAACGGCCCACGGAUCAAUACAGCGACAUCGGAGGCUUAGAGAAGCAAAUUCAGGAACUGCAGGAGGCCAUUGUGCUUCCCAUGACGCACAAGGAGCGCUUUGAGAAUAUCGGCAUCAUGCCGCCCAAGGGUGUGCUGAUGCACGGCCCGCCGGGCACCGGCAAGACCAUGAUGGCCCGCGCCUGCGCCGCCGCCACCAGCGCCACCUUCCUGAAGUUGGCGGGCCCCCAGCUGGUGCAGAUGUUCAUCGGUGACGGUGCCAAGAUUGUGCGGGACGCCUUCGUCUUGGCAAAGGAGAAGGCGCCGGCCAUCAUCUUCAUCGACGAGCUGGACGCCAUCGGGCAGAAGCGCUCCGGCGGCGGGGAGCUGUCAGGUGUGCGGGAGGUGCAGCGCACGAUGCUGGAGCUGCUGAACCAACUGGACGGCUUCACCAAUCAAACCACCGUGAAGAUCAUCGCCGCCACCAACCGGCCGGACACCUUGGACCCCGCGCUGCUGCGCUCCGGGCGCCUGGACCGCAAGAUCGAGCUGCCGCACCCCAAUGAGGAUUCCCGGGCGCGCAUCAUGCAGAUCCACUCGCGGAAGAUGAACUACAAGAAGGAUGACGUCAACUUCACAGAGCUGGCCCGGUCCACAGACGACUUCAACGGAGCCCAGCUGAAGGCGGUGUGUGUGGAGGCGGGCAUGGAGGCCCUGCGCCGGGGCGCCAGCGAGCUGUGCCACGAGGACUACGUGGCCGGCAUCGCGGCGGUGCAGGCAAAGAAGAAGAGCAGCUUCAACUACUACGCCUGAGAGCGCGACGGUGAAUCCAUGUGGACAGAUGCCGUGCAAAGAAAAA